AUGGCAGUGAUAGUGGUGGUGGCUGUCGCGGUGGCGCCGCUUCUGCCCCAUGAGAUGGAGCACAUCCGAAAGGUCUAUGACGAGGAUGUUGGGAACAAGAAGUUCGCAGCCAUCAUCACACCUCGCGAGGAUGCCCAGAUGUUUCGUAGCACGGACCAGCAUCGGGUGACGUGCGAGUGCAUAGUGGAGCUUUACGAGCUACUGUGGCGAUGGGGCCAUCGGCGGAACAAGAGCCGCAGCUUUGCGGACAACUUUGGUUUCUCCAUCCCCGACACAGUCGUCAUUGCCAAGGGCAAGCCAUACGCUUGGUACUUCAUCAGCAGGAGAGAUGGCUCCCUGCUCCGCAAGUCGGACGGCAACCUCUCUCUGCACAGCCUGGAGAAAAAGCUAGUUGGAGACAGGGACAAAGAGGAAAACCGGGACAAGCCCUGCGCAGUCUGGCUGCCUAUGGCAUCCCAGUUCCCUGAGGCGCGAAGCCCGACCCCGUAUGCUGAGUUCCUGUCGGUCAAAGGCCUUCAGGAGUUCAUCAUGUGCUUGAGGGAGAACCACUCUGGCAUCCUCCAAGGUUUCGUGCCCCCUCACGGCGUAUCCAACUCCCUGGUUCGCACAGUGGAGUUUCGCCGGCAGACGGCCUUGGCCAUGCGAACAAACAGGGCCUUGCUGGCUGGAGGCGGCAACCUCUUCGACCGUUGUGCCACCUUCGAGGGCUGGGAAGGUCUCUCCAGUGUGAGCAGUCGUUACCGAAACCAUCGCCAUCCGCACAUGGAGGAUCUCAUCCUCGCGGCUAGCGAGACCCUGAAUCGACGCAUUGAGCAGGAGCGAGUGAGGCAGAUGCUCUUCCUCGGACCUCAUCAACAUGUCGCGCUACACUUUAAGGUGGCUAGCGAUGGAAUGUUGUACUUCAUUUUUGCAUCCAUUGUCUCGGAGAAAGAUGUUAUCCUGCAGACCCGCUACCAGCUGAUUAUGGCGGACCCUUGCAUGACAGAGGAGCUCCCUGGCGCGGCGCUGCUGCCCGGAGGCACGGGGCGGAAAGCGUUGCCGCAUGAGGCUCCCAGUUGCUACUCCGCCCGCGGACCGC
Symbiodinium pilosum is the source of this 1078-nucleotide messenger RNA. NCBI's taxonomy places the organism in Eukaryota, Dinophyceae, Suessiales, Symbiodiniaceae. The record is from the annotation of a GenBank genome assembly.